Messenger RNA from Rosa rugosa (rugosa rose), 1146 nucleotides. RefSeq lists its product as uncharacterized. The transcript is spliced from 9 exons. NCBI's taxonomy places the organism in Eukaryota, Viridiplantae, Streptophyta, Magnoliopsida, Rosales, Rosaceae. The coding region runs from base 129 to 593 and encodes 154 amino acids. The record is from RefSeq and is a predicted model, not a curated record.
UUGUUCUUGCUCUCCAGCGGAUUAGGGUUCGAAUUGGGGCUCGCUCUUCACUUAUCCAAACCCACCUCCAAUUCAAGGCUUCUCGACCUGGUGAUAUUGAUGAGCGCGAGGUUGUUACUCCUGAUGUCAUGACCAAGUAUUUCAUAGGUGUCACACUAAAGGAAAGAUCUCCAGACGGUGUUGGGAAGUUAGUUGAUGUGGGCUUGAGUAAGAAUGUCGUCGUUGAUCAAGUACUUGAUCCUGGAGCAAGAGUUACAGUGGCUAUGGGAGACAGUUGGAAUUUGGAUGCUGAUAUAUCACGGCAGGUUGUAUCAUCAUCCAAGCCAAGGGAAGAAGCAGGGAUGUAUUGGGGGUACAAAGUGCACUAUGCUUCCAAUAUCACUUCGGUAAUGAUUGAAUGUCCAUACGAGGGUGGCUAUGAUCAUUUGAAUGGGACCUCAGAGCAUGGUCAGAUUAUCAAUUCCUCCGAUCUCACUAUACCCACUUUCAGGUAUCUAUUGAUUGCGUUUGGUGGACUUGCUGGGUUGGAAGAGAGCAUUGAAGAGGAUCAUAACUUAAAGGCAAAGAAUGUGCGGGAGGUGUUUGACAUAUAGCAUGAGAGCUUGAAGGAACAGCAUGAGCUUCUCCAGAAAGUAGUGAAGCCUUUGACGGGUCGUUUAGAGAUCUUAGCACCCAAUGGUGGCCUUAACACUCACCGUUCUUCAGCAAACUCGUCAAUCUACUCAGAAUGUGUGUUUGUGUAUUAUCAGGUGCAGCAAACACUAGUGAAACUUGCAGAUAUAUGGGUACAGAAUGGCAUUGUGGGCAGAGCAUUUAGGACUUGUUGAAGAAUGUUUCAAUCAGCCAGAGUUUUGAAUGUGUUCAAAGGGUAAGGUCAUUGGGUGAGCAUAACUGGAGUCAAUACUAGAGCUUCUGCAGGGUCCUUGUCCAUCAUGUGUAGGAUCGAUGGCUUAAGAGAUCGAAAGACUGCUUAUCAUCUUUGCCUACAAGAGAGCUUCUGCAAGAACAAAUGAAGGUGCAUUAAAGGAAAGCAGCAGUAAUCUAUGUAGUUUAGGUCUUCCUAGCUAGAACAUUUUACAAGUACAGACAAUUCUCUAUGUUGUCCUAGCUUGAAUUAUAUGGAUUAUAGUACUGUUUCUAUGGUCA